Molecule: messenger RNA, 1182 nt
Organism: Papaver somniferum (opium poppy)
Lineage: Eukaryota; Viridiplantae; Streptophyta; Magnoliopsida; Ranunculales; Papaveraceae
Product: F-box protein CPR1-like
Exons: 1
Coding region: 1-1182 (393 amino acids)
Molecular function (GO): protein binding
Source: RefSeq, a predicted model, not a curated record
AUGGAGAAACUACCGAGUGAUGUACUGCUAGAUAUACUAUCUCGCUUACCUUACGAAACCAUCAUCAACUGCAAACUAGUUCGCAAACCCUUGAGAGAUAUAACAAAUAAUAUCAACGAAGGAUUCAUCUUUCUGCAGCUUGGAAAACCUGCAGGUUUCAAACUCUGUUACGGAGGAGAAGAGCAUUACGAUGAUAUUACUAUGCGUGGGGAUUACUCUUACAAGACACUUAUGGAAAUCGAUAAUCAUCCGUCUACUGAGCAAGAACCCCCCUUGUCUGACAUGGUUGGUUCGUUUAAUGGCUUGGUUUGUCUCUGGGUAAAGCAGAAGUCCUCUUAUGCACGCGAUCCCAUCUACAUCUGUAAUCCCGCAACUAACGAAUACAUUUAUCUUCCAGCAUUCAAUAACUACAAGAAAGCAUGUAAUGCUGAGACGAAAGGUUAUUUUCAUUACGGAUUUGGAUAUCAUCAUCCUACUGAUGCGUAUAAAGUUGUUAGAAUCUACUACCAUGAUGUCAACGACAAUGAAUAUCCAACAAUCAUCAGUUCCAGUGAUGAGUACAGCGGCCAAGUCCAAGCAUAUACUUUGGGGAAUGGUCAUGGGUGGAGAGAUAUAGGAAGACUUAAUCACGAUUUAGCUUACUACCGCAGUGUUUGGGCAAAUGGAUCCCUUCAUUGGAUAAAGGAUGGGGCAAAAGAAAUUGUGGCUUUCGACUUAGCGGAUGAGGAGUUCAGGUUGAUCCCAUUCCCACCACUUUCACCUGAUAGGUCUAACACUGAAGUUGAUCUUCAAUUAAUGUUUGGAGGGUAUUUGUGUGUCGUUCAUAUAGAUGUAGGAAAACAAGAUGAGUUCAUUCACAUAUGGGUAUUAGAGAAAAAGAAAAAGUUCAGCAGCAGCUAUGAUAUCAGAGGACAUGAUGAGUUCAACAACCUAUGGAGAUGGAGCAAGAAAUUUAGCAUACCAUGCGCAAAGGCUGUGACAUAUUUUCUGUUCGCGGUUACAAAGAGCAAUCAAGUUCUAAUGUCGUCUGAUAGGGCUGUCUUUUGUUUUGAUUUGGGAACUCAAGUGCUAAGAAAACUCUGGGAUAAUUGUUCGAUGCGGAAUAGCAUAGCAAUUCCUCACGUGAACAGCCUUGUUUCACUUGAAUCAUUAGGAGAAAAAUCCAUAAUGAGAAAACGAUAA